This is a messenger RNA of Desarmillaria tabescens, 834 nucleotides long. RefSeq lists its product as uncharacterized. NCBI's taxonomy places the organism in Eukaryota, Fungi, Basidiomycota, Agaricomycetes, Agaricales, Physalacriaceae. Bases 1 to 834 code for a protein of 277 amino acids. The record is from RefSeq and is a predicted model, not a curated record. The transcript is spliced from 15 exons.
AUGGCAAACCUUUCGCUCGACAAUACGCUCGGUGCAUUCUCUAUUGGUGCUACGUUAGCUAACAUUCUGUUUGGUAUAACCACCCUGCAAUCUGCAUUGUAUUACAAAAACUACCCGAACGACGGACGGUUCUAUAAAGCCUCGGUGGGGAUUAUCUGGAUCCUUGAUACAUUAGACGUCGCGGUUACUGCUCAUGCUUCAUAUUUCUAUGCUAUCAAGAACUUCGGAAAUAUUAAAGCUCUUACUGAACACGACAUUGUUUGGAGCUUUAAGCUGCAUAUAUUGAUUUGUGUCGUCGUCCGAGUCUUUGUUCAAACGGUAUAUGCUCUACGCUUAUGGAAACUCGGACAAUACAUUCAUCAAUCCAUACUAUGGUCAAUUAUCCUCGUCACUACUAGCAAUGCCGGUGCGAGAAGUCUGCUUGCUCCAAGUCUAAACCGUGUACUAAUAAACACAACCCCGGGCCAGCUUGCGGUAUAUAUCUUAUCAAAUCUGUGCAGGAACUCGGGCCUAUCACGCUACUCAAUUAUCAUUGACAGUGAUACUCUUAACAGCUAUUCGGUCUCCAACUUCUCCGAAACACCGACCAUCAAGUUUCUCCUCUGGCCAGACACUCUCAUAUUCCUCGGUGUUGAUUGUUUACAGCCCAAACUGUUCAUCAAUUCCUUGUUAGCUAUGCUCAAUGCAUGGAAAGCGUUUCGAAAUAUCGAGAAUUCUUUCCGACUACGAACGAUUAACUCUACUGGAUUGACGUCUGAGGGUGUGCGUGACCACCGCGGGAAGGAUAAGCAGGCUAUUAUUGUAUCGAUGGAGAUUGAGUCGGAAACUGUUUGA